CCGACGUACGUCACCCGGCCAACAGCAGCCUAGAUGGUCUCAGUAAUAAAAAUGCAUAAAGAGAAUUGAGGGAAAGAAGAGACAGACUGCAAACCACUUUUGUCCAUCUUGCAAUCAUCAGAAAACCUGGACUGUAUUGUCAGUGUUCACGUAUUUUUAAGGACAUGCGGAUGGUGCUUACUGAAAUCUACCGAAGCCCACCUGGAAAGGGUGAAUGGCUUUCUUGGUUUUCUAACCACUAGAGAUAACUGUAUUCCAGCCUAGCGGAUUGGAGUGAAAGUCCGCCAUAUUCUGCCUUACCACGCCCGGGAGUCGAGCUAUUGGGAAAAAAGCGUAUUAGUCUGUUUAUGUAUUAUAUAUUUGAGUUCGCCAACGGAUGAUACAUCGGAUAUUAUAUAACCUUAACUACCAAUCGAGACUAAGAUCAUCUUGUAAAGAAGGUAGGGCGUCUGACCGAGCAAAUAAGGUCUAAUAAGACCACACUGAAGACUUCGGAGGUUAUGUCUUAAAAUGAUCUGUUGAUAUUACGAAGGAGAAGCUGAUUAUCUCAAUCAGGAUUUUUUAUACAGCUUUUCAGUAAACUCCGGCUUGAGCGACUAUUUGCUGACAGACUACCAUAACGGGGGGGAGGGGGUAAUAAUUUCUCCAAUACAGUUUCCUUUCCCCCCAUUUAGCCAACUACAACGCCUCUAUUUUGCGUGCCUCUGAAUGAGGGCGUGAUUUCAUAAUUCUUAUUCCUUCACCAUUUGUUGAAACUGGAAUAUUGGACUAAAUAGAAACCCAAAACGUGUUUUAAAAGAAUGACCCUGGAGUCCAUAAUGGCGUGUUGCCUCAGUGAAGAGGCGAAGGAAGCCAGACGGAUCAACGACGAAAUCGAAAGGCAGCUCCGCCGGGAUAAGAGGGACGCUCGCCGGGAACUGAAGCUGUUACUUCUCGGUACGGGGGAGAGUGGGAAGAGCACCUUCAUCAAGCAGAUGAGGAUCAUCCACGGAUCGGGCUACACGGACGAGGACAAGAGAGGCUUCACCAAGCUGGUCUACCAGAACAUCUUCACAGCCAUGCAGGCCAUGAUCAGAGCCAUGGAGACCCUCUACAUCCCCUACAAAUACGAGCACAACAAGGCGAACGCCAGCAUAGUGCGGGAUGUGGACGUAGAGAAGAUCAGCAUGUUUGAGAACCCGUACACAGACGCCAUCAAGAGCCUGUGGAACGACCCGGGAGUCCAGGAGGCGUACGACCGCAGGAGAGAGUACCAGCUGUCCGACUCCACCAAAUAUUACCUGAAUGCUCUGGACCGCAUCGCGCUGCCCUCCUACCUGCCCACCCAGCAGGAUGUCCUCAGGGUCCGAGUGCCCACCACCGGCAUCAUCGAGUACCCCUUCGACCUGCAGAGUGUCAUCUUCAGGAUGGUGGACGUGGGGGGUCAGAGGUCGGAGAGGAGGAAGUGGAUCCACUGCUUCGAGAACGUCACCUCCAUCAUGUUCCUGGUGGCCCUCAGCGAGUACGACCAGGUCUUGGUGGAGUCUGACAACGAGAACCGGAUGGAGGAGAGCAAGGCCCUGUUCAGGACCAUAAUCACCUACCCCUGGUUCCAGAACUCGUCUGUGAUCCUGUUCCUCAACAAGAAGGACCUCCUGGAGGAGAAGAUCAUGUACUCCCACCUGGUGGAUUUUCCUGAGUACGACGGCCCCCAGCGAGACGCCCAAGCUGGCAGGGAGUUCAUCCUGAAGAUGUUCGUGGACCUGAACCCAGACAGCGACAAGAUCAUCUACUCCCACUUCACCUGCGCCACGGACACCGAGAACAUCCGCUUCGUGUUCGCCGCCGUCAAGGACACCAUCCUGCAGCUCAACCUGAAAGAGUACAACCUGGUCUGAGGAGGAGAGGAGGGGGUACAACCUGGUCUGAGGAGGAGAGGAGGGGGUACAACCUGGUCUGAG
Osmerus eperlanus (European smelt) is the source of this 1940-nucleotide messenger RNA. Its product is annotated as guanine nucleotide-binding protein G(q) subunit alpha-like. The record is from RefSeq and is a predicted model, not a curated record. Gene Ontology annotation, biological process: adenylate cyclase-modulating G protein-coupled receptor signaling pathway; action potential; phospholipase C-activating dopamine receptor signaling pathway. Gene Ontology annotation, cellular component: heterotrimeric G-protein complex. NCBI's taxonomy places the organism in Eukaryota, Metazoa, Chordata, Actinopteri, Osmeriformes, Osmeridae. Gene Ontology annotation, molecular function: guanyl nucleotide binding; G protein-coupled receptor binding; G-protein beta/gamma-subunit complex binding.